Molecule: messenger RNA, 2349 nt
Organism: Euleptes europaea (tarantolino)
Lineage: Eukaryota; Metazoa; Chordata; Lepidosauria; Squamata; Sphaerodactylidae
Product: toll-like receptor 6
Exons: 1
Coding region: 1-2349 (782 amino acids)
Biological process (GO): toll-like receptor signaling pathway; immune response; inflammatory response
Cellular component (GO): membrane
Molecular function (GO): transmembrane signaling receptor activity; lipopeptide binding; Toll-like receptor 2 binding
Source: RefSeq, a predicted model, not a curated record
AUGGCUAAAGCAAGAAGACCAGUUACCAGGAACUCCUGUACUGUUUUCAUUUUUAUAACAGCCUUCUGGAAUAAUACUCAGCCUUUUGAGGAAAGUGGAUUCUCUGCCAUCUAUUCAAACAGAUUUCUUAAUCAGUUUCCUAAGAACCUUCCAGCAGAGACAACAGUGCUGGAUUUAUCACACAAUAAUAUCUCUCAGCUACAGAUAUCAGAGUUUAGGUAUAUUUUGAGAUUGCAGGUAUUAAACCUGUCUCAUAAUAUCAUCCAAGAGCUUGACUUCAGUGUCUUCCAAUACAAUGAAGACUUAGAACACCUGGAUUUAUCACACAACGUUUUACGGACUCUCUCCUGUCAUCCUGCUCUAAGUCUCCAGCAUCUGAAUCUCACUUUCAAUAACUACACAGACAUGCCCAUAUGCCCGGAGAUUGAUAUGCCGAAACUGCAAUAUCUUGGUCUCGGUGCUAAAAGGAUACUCGGAUCAGAUUUCAGUGCAGUUGCUCAUUUACUACUGGAUACUCUCUUCCUGAGCCUAGAAGACCUCUCUGAAUAUAAAGCGAAAAGUAUUCCAGUGUUCAACACAAAGACCAUUCAGCUUGUAUUACACCCCCACAAAGAUUUCCGUAUUCUCACAGAUCUAGAACUCAACGCUACAGAAAGUUUAGAAUUGUUCAACAUCCAUGAUACGCAAGUCAAUGAGUUGAGAAUGUUCUUGCUCAGCAGAAGUGGAAGAUUACUAAACCUAACACUGAACAAUAUGCAGUGUUCCUGGGAAGAGUUACUCAGCAUUCUGCAGGCUGCACGGGAAACAACUGUUGAACAUUUAGUUAUCUCUGAGGCCGCUACGAUGGAUACAACUGAAGCAAACAAUUUUAAUUAUACUGAAACAUCUCUAAAAACAUUAGUAAUUAAACAGACUAUAAUCACUUCAGUUGAAUCUCAUCCACAAUACAUGUAUAGGAUAUUUUCAGACAUGAACAUCACAGCAUUGACCAUUUCUGGUGCAAAGGUGAUACACAUGCUUUGCCCUUCCAAACCCAGUCAUUUUACCUACCUAUGUUUUUCUUAUAACCUUUUAACAGAUGCAGUGUUUGAAAGCUGCAAUAAUUUGACCCUCCUUGAAACUCUAAUUCUACCGGGAAAUCAGCUUAGACAUCUAAUAAAAAUGAGUUUAAUGACCAGCCACAUGAAGUCUCUGAAAUAUUUGGACGUGAGCCAGAAUUUAUUGCAACACGAAGACCAUGAGAAGGGGUGCCACUGGGGUGAAAAUCUGGCUGAACUGAAUUUGUCAUCGAACCAGUUGUCCAAUUCUGUCUUUCACUGUUUGCCAGUCAACAUCCAAAAGCUUGAUCUUCAAAACAACCAAAUUUCAAGUAUCCCCAAAGAGAUUGUUGAGCUCAAAGCUUUGGAAGAACUGAAUUUGGCUUUUAAUAGGCUAACUGAUCUGCCUGGAUGUGGUCAGUUUACAAGUCUGAGAUUACUGAAUACAGAAAUGAAUUCAAUAGUGACACCAUCUUCCAAAUUCUACCAUACCUGUCCGAGCAUCAGAGAAGUAAAAGCAGAGCACAACCCAUUCAGGUGUUCCUGUGAAAUAAGAGAGUUCAUUGAUCUUAGAAAACAAGGAUUAGUGGUAUUGGUUGGCUGGCCUGAGUCUUAUCAAUGUGAAUACCCAGAAGACGUAAGAGGAAUCCGGUUAGAGGAUUUUCAUGACUCUGAACUUGUCUGCAACUCAACACUUUUGGUUGCCGUCGUUCUAGUUAUUACAGUGGUCUUUGUGGCUAUCGUUUGCUUCCUGUGCAUCUAUUUGGACAUCCCUUGGUAUUUGAAGAUGAUGUGGCAGUGGACUCAAGUGAAACACCGGAUUUGGAAAAAUAAUCCUGAAGACUUUCUUGAUAAUAUAGAAUUCCAUGCCUUUAUCUCAUACAGUGAGCAUGAUUCCGACUGGGUGAAGAAUGUCUUGAUUCCAAACUUGGAGAAGGAGGAUGGUUCCAUACGGAUCUGCCAACAUGAAAGGAACUUCAUUGCGGGCAAGAGCAUUGUAGAGAAUAUCAUAGACUGCAUUGAGAAAAGUUACCGAUCCAUCUUUGUGUUGUCUCCCAAUUUUGUUCAGAGUGAAUGGUGUCAUUAUGAGCUGUACUUUGCCCAUCACAAGCUAUUCAGGGAAAACACCAGUAGUCUGAUCCUCCUCUUGCUAGAACCAAUCCCACCCUACAUCAUUCCUGCAAAGUAUUACAAACUAAAAGCUCUCAUGGCAAAGAGAACCUACAUGGAGUGGCCAGCAGAGAAGAGCAAGCAUGGACUUUUCUGGGCGAAUCUUAGGGCUGCUGUUCAUAUUAGGCUUCCAGAGACAUGA